AUUGUCCUUCAUGCAACACAACUUACUAUAGAUUUGCGCUUCCGGUUAGUUCGGGAAGAUAGCGGGCGAGCGGUCGAAAAUAUUACUUAUGUUUUUUAAAUGUAAAAUCGUAGCGUAAUCGUUCAGCAACGCGCUAUUCUGGAGUUUCUAAGGUCCAUAUUUAGGAGACAAAAAUGAUCCGCUUCAUUCUCAUUCAGAACCGAGCUGGGAAGACAAGACUGGCCAAAUGGUACAUGCAGUUUGAUGAUGAUGAGAAACAGAAGUUGAUCGAGGAAGUACAUGCAGUGGUAACUGUCAGGGAUGCCAAACACACCAACUUUGUGGAGUUCAGAAACUUCAAGAUCAUUUACAGACGUUAUGCUGGUCUGUACUUCUGUAUUUGUGUGGACGUGACAGACAACAACUUGGCAUACCUCGAGGGAAUCCACAAUUUUGUAGAGGUGCUGAAUGAGUAUUUCCACAAUGUGUGCGAAUUGGACCUUGUGUUCAACUUCUACAAGGUGUACACGGUGGUGGAUGAGAUGUUCCUCGCAGGAGAAAUCAGGGAGACCAGUCAGACCAAGGUGCUCAAGCAGCUCCUCAUGCUUCAGUCGCUUGAGUAGAAACCAACAACCGUCCCUCCUGCCUGACCACUUAUCUACUGCCCUGUCACCUCAGUUCCUUGUUCUUCUUACUCUGGAAAAGCCCCCUGCCCCAGUCAAUGUCCUGUCUCUGCAGAGUCAACAUUUACAUACCUUCGGGAUGGUGGGUAUUUAGAAACAGAAAUACACAAUAUUGUUUACAUAUGCAUAUAUGAAAUAGAAUUAACCUAUUUGACAUAGCAGUCUGUUUCAAUAUUAUGUACCUGUUGUACUCCUAAUGAAGGAACACCGUAUAAAGGCUGCACAUUUCAACAUGUUGACAUUUCAUGUACUUUAUAUGGCGUCUUUCCCCAAAACCAGAAGCUGCAGAAAUUAGUUGUUUUUUUUUGUUUGUUUUUUUGUAGUAACCAGCGAGUGUUUGCAUUUAUCUCUGUGCAGCAUGGAAACACUGAUGUAGACCCACCAAUGUGAGCACUCUCUCCCCCCCCUCCUCAUUAACCUUGACAUUCAUUUGAUGGCACUACUUUAACUAACAAGCACCAUGUAUAAAGAGAGACCAUCUUGCAAGCGUUGUAUUAAAAUCAUCAGGAGCAAAGUAACUACAACUGGAAAGCCCUUCCAGAGCUAUUGACCCAGCACUACAAGUUCAUAAUUGAAUGUAGUGUACUUGGGAUGAGUGCCAUUUUGACAGUGUGUAAUGGCAACCUGUGCUGUGUCAGACAUCGUCAUGGCUGUUGAUGAUAAACAGUGCAGGUUAUGUUGGCUGCUGUGAUCAUUGCAGUCAUUGUCAUUGGGUUUUCAGAAGCUCUAGAUCAUUUUAUACAGCUCAUUUAAAAUAAAUGUUGCUUGUUGGUCACACUUAAAACACAGACACACUCAGAUGGAAAAAGACCUGGAAAUACAAAGUAUAUUUUGCCUAAAGCAGUACUGUGAUGUUUGCCGUGUCCAUUGUUUUUGUUGACUAUUGUAAGACUCACAGUCAUUCCAGAAAAAGUGGUUCUUGUUCACUGUACAGUGUGAGAAGUAUUUACUUGUUUAAGAUCCAUAAAUUCAUUUAGCACUGCAUAAAAUAAAUUGGCUUUUAAAUGCUUACAAGCCUCAUGAACUUUAACAACUUAAAAAAAAACACAUUUAUGGAUUUCCAUUUCCUGGGCUUAAGUGUUUGAAGUUAUCACUUAAAUUUAAUCAACUCCAGCCACAGAGGUGGUCUCAAAUGUUACUGUUAAUGAACUUUUGUAUAUUUAAUGAUUAGGCAAUAGUGAAAUAUGUACUCUUUUCCUUCUCAUCCACCUGCGUGUCUGCUGAUGGAAGAUGUUUGUGUAUAUCAAACUACCCACUACGUCCCAUUAUAUGUAAGUAAUAAAUAAAUGAAGUGAUACAUGAA
Messenger RNA from Monopterus albus (swamp eel), 1965 nucleotides. RefSeq names its product adaptor related protein complex 2 subunit sigma 1 (gene ap2s1). Lineage: Eukaryota; Metazoa; Chordata; Actinopteri; Synbranchiformes; Synbranchidae. Gene Ontology annotation, cellular component: AP-2 adaptor complex; membrane coat. Gene Ontology annotation, biological process: intracellular protein transport; clathrin-dependent endocytosis. The transcript has 5 exons. Gene Ontology annotation, molecular function: clathrin-cargo adaptor activity. The coding region runs from base 174 to 602 and encodes 142 amino acids. The record is from RefSeq and is a predicted model, not a curated record.